GACUUGUUUUCGCACCCCCCACCCCCCCCAUCUCGCAGUUCCCUCUCCCGAACCAUUUCUCUGCUCUGUUUGAAGCGCCUCAAACCAAUUACUCGCACAACAGGUUCUCAGGAGCGCUCGACCCCUCCCUCUCCACCCUCACCAACCUCCUCGAGCUGUGCGUUGCCCUCACCUUACCACAUCUCUGCCCUCCCGCCCUUCCCACCUGCCACCUCCGCAUUGCCUUGCCCUUCCCACCUGUCUACGCACUAUGCAUAUCCCUCUCUGUUCCCCAUGCCCCUCUGUAUGGUAUAGCUUCUCCUAUCACCGCCCAUACUCUCCUUGUUUCCUCCCCACCAUAUCCCUGUCCUCUCUCCCCCCACAGGGAUAUGGACAUGUCGGGCAACCUCCUCACAGGGUCCAUUCCAGCCUUCAUCUCACGCCUUACCGACCUCACUAUGCUCGACCUCUCUUCCAACCAGUUCACUGGCACCGUCCCGCCAGCUGUCAGCAACCCCACUGGCCUCGUCAGCAUCAACCUGGCGCACAACCUCCUGCAGGGCUCAAUUCCCCGGGCUCUCUCGCGCCUCGCCUCCCUCACCUACCUCAACGUGUCAUCCAAUCAGCUGUCAGGAGACAUCACACCGGCACUCUCUCCUCUGCGCUCCCUCGAGAUUGUCAUGACCCACCUGUAUGGCAUGACUCACCUGUAUGGCAUGACUCACCUGUAUGGCAUGACUCACCUGUAUGGCAUGACUCACCUGUAUGGCAUGACUCACCUGUAUGGCAUGACUCACCUGUAUGGCAUGACUCACCUGUAUGGCAUGACUCACCUGUAUGGCAUGACUCACCUGUAUGGCAUGACUCACCUGUAUGGCAUGACUCACCUGUAUGGCAUGACUCACCUGUUUGGCAUGACUCACCUGUAUGGCAUGACUCACCUGUUUGGCAUGACUCACCUGUAUGGCAUGACUCACCCGUUUGGCAUGACUCACCUGUAUGGCAUGACUCACCUGUAUGGCAUGACUCACCUGUAUGGCAUGACUCACCUGUAUGGCAUGACUCACCUGUAUGGCAUGACUCACCUGUUUGGCAUGACUCACCUGUAUGGCAUGACUCACCUGUAUGGCAUGACUCACCUGUAUGGCAUGACUCACCUGUAUGGCAUGACUCACCUGUAUGGCAUGACUCACCUGUAUGGCAUGACUCACCUGUAUGGCAUGACUCACCUGUAUGGCAUGACUCACCUGUAUGGCAUGACUCACCUGUAUGGCAUGACUCACCUGUAUGGCAUGACUCACCUGUAUGGCAUGACUCACCUGUAUGGCAUGACUCACCUGUAUGGCAUGACUCACCUGUAUGGCAUGACUCACCUGUUUGGCAUGACUCACCUGUAUGGCAUGACUCACCUGUUUGGCAUGACUCACCUGUAUGGCAUGACUCACCUGUUUGGCAUGACUCACCUGUAUGGCAUGACUCACCUGUAUGGCAUGACUCACCUGUAUGGCAUGACUCACCUGUAUGGCAUGACUCACCUGUAUGGCAUGACUCACCUGUAUGGCAUGACUCACCUGUAUGGCAUGACUCACCUGUAUGGCAUGACUCACCUGUAUGGCAUGACUCACCUGUUUGGCAUGACUCACCUGUAUGGCAUGACUCACCUGUUUGGCAUGACUCACCUGUAUGGCAUGACUCACCUGUUGGCAUGA
Messenger RNA from Closterium sp. NIES-65, 1688 nucleotides. NCBI's taxonomy places the organism in Eukaryota, Viridiplantae, Streptophyta, Zygnematophyceae, Desmidiales, Closteriaceae. The record is from the annotation of a GenBank genome assembly.